Molecule: messenger RNA, 1519 nt
Organism: Seriola dumerili (greater amberjack)
Lineage: Eukaryota; Metazoa; Chordata; Actinopteri; Carangiformes; Carangidae
Gene: dusp11
Product: RNA/RNP complex-1-interacting phosphatase-like
Exons: 9
Coding region: 258-1340 (360 amino acids)
Biological process (GO): protein dephosphorylation
Molecular function (GO): polynucleotide 5'-phosphatase activity; protein tyrosine/serine/threonine phosphatase activity
Source: RefSeq, a predicted model, not a curated record
GAAAGUCAGAAGAAUUAAUAAACAAUGUGGGAACAGAUUCGCUGAGACAGUUCGUAGUACUUUAAAGUAUCGGGGACAGUUUCCCGCCUUCACCCGGAGUGUGUAAACUGUGGCACCGGAGCCGGUUGUACAGUAAACCGGUGAACGCCGGUAAACGGGGUUCGUGGCUGCACGUGGUAACGUUCGGGGGUUUUCUGUUUUUAAAUAGUUUUAAACGGACAAAGACAAACGAGCUCCGAUUGACUGACACGUUGAAAAUGUCCCGACACGGUAAGAAGAACGGGAUACCGGACAGAUGGCUGGAUUACAAAGCUGUUGGGAAGAGACUUGACGGGACACGAUUCAUCGCCUUCAAAGUUCCUCUCAACCAGUAUCUGAGCCGUCAGCUCCCGUGUUCGGACGUGUUCGGCCCCUGGGAGCUGCUGGACGCUCUGAGCAAAGAAAAACAAGAGCUGGGUUUGAUCAUUGACCUGACGUUCACCACACGCUACUACAAGCUGCAGGACCUGCCGGAGUCAUUGAUGUUCAUGAAGAUCUUCACGGCCGGUCACGAGGUUCCCAGUGACAACACCAUCCUGAGCUUCAAACGAGCCGUACGCAGGUUCCUGCGAGACAACGCAGACAAUGACAAGCUGAUCGGCGUCCACUGCACCCACGGCCUGAACCGCACCGGGUACCUGAUCUGCAGGUAUCUGAUAGACGUUGAUGGGAUGGAUCCUAAAGAGGCUGUGGAGCUGUUCAACUCGUCUCGGGGUCACGACAUGGAGAGACAGAACUACCUGGACGACCUGCAGUGUGGACCAAAGAGGAGUAACGAGGGGAUGGAGGAGUCGGAGGAGGAGCCGAGGAGAGGUCACGCUGAACGUCGGCCAUGUUACACCUCAGUGGACUGGGACAGCAGAGAGGAGAGACGACCUCACUUCAGUGACUCCUGGUACCACAGAUCUUCCAUCCCUCCAAGAGGAAUCAACCCCCGCUCACAUCAUCGCCCCCCACACGACGGCCUUCUCCCCGAGCCGCAGUUCCUCCCUCCGCCUCCUUUCCAUCCACCGAUGGGAGCCCCCCCUUUCCACCCGUACCGAUGGACACCCCCUCAUCCCGACAGUCAGUGGAGGAGACCCCCCCGCUCAGAGGAGAGCAGGUCCAGAUACGACCCCCAUGAGUCCAGGUGGAGUCCGGCCCCCGGCCCUCAGGAGGACAGAAGGAGAGGUCCCCCUCCCCUCCCCCGCUACUCCUCACGCUGGACCAACGAGUCCUACGACAGACCUGAGGAGGAGUGGGGGGGUCCCAGAGUCAGACACCGUCACUACAGACACACAAACGGGUUCGACCACUACUAGUCUGAUCCACCUGAACUGACUCUGUUUACAGCUGCUUCUCUCCUCAACAUCUGUUUCAACAUCUGUUUCAACCUCCAGGUCACUCACAGAUGUUUCCUGCUGAGAGGACAGAGGCCCGCUCACACCUGUUCACACCUGCUCACACCUGUUCACACCUGUUCACACCUGCUCACUCCCUC